This is a messenger RNA of Phialemonium atrogriseum, 2039 nucleotides long. Its product is annotated as putative tlg2-vesicle protein of 38 kda protein. The record is from RefSeq and is a predicted model, not a curated record. The transcript has 2 exons. Gene Ontology annotation, biological process: vesicle-mediated transport; mitotic spindle elongation. Bases 472 to 1755 code for a protein of 427 amino acids. Gene Ontology annotation, cellular component: Golgi membrane. NCBI's taxonomy places the organism in Eukaryota, Fungi, Ascomycota, Sordariomycetes, Cephalothecales, Cephalothecaceae.
CAUCAUUGCUGGCUGCUUGGGCCUGAGAGCUUCGAAACGUCUGAAACCACUCCCUUUUCAAUGGAGGAUAUCUGUCUGUCUGCUACAUCUCAACGUCGAGAACUCGUCCCUCCCUUUAAAUCAACAUCGUCUCUGUGCUGUGGCGUCUGCACUACGUUGAACAGACGUUGCAUUUCCGCCCCAUCCGUAAACCCUGUCCAGGACGUGCGGCUGCGCCCCAAUUAACUUACACCCUACCUUGGGACGAGGAGCAGCUUCAAUACCAAGACUACCCACCUCCUGUUAUUCUCCUCUCUUCUCGACUCAAAUGGCCAAGAUCAGCUAGCACCCGCUUCUAUGCUUUUCUGCUUUACCUAGCUUCCCGGCCCAACCAUUGUUGACCGGAAGAGAUCGCCCAGUUUCCACCAACAGCCCUACCUCUCCCGGCCGUUCCGGUUCGAGGGAUUCCUACCCAUCAACACCCCCCUCACGAUGCCGGCCGAUUACCAGUCAGCGGCAGCGGCGCUCGCCAUUCCCCCGAUGCCCUCGCCCCCGACCUCCCCCUCCGCCGCGACGCCUCCGUCCCCCGACCUCGAACCGGGUAGCCCCCUCCCGCCCUGGGCCCGCCCGCGCACCGCCUCCACCUCGGCCCGCCGCCUCUCCUCCCGGCCGUACACCCUGCACAACCGCGCGCACUCGCGCCAGCCCCUCGCAUCGCGCCUCCUGCACGCCGCGGCCGCGGCCGGCGAGCGGGCCUGGCGCCUGUUCCGGCGGCUGCCGCCGGCGUACCGGGUCCUCGUCGUCGCGGGCGGCGCGGCGGCGCUGGCGCUGGGGAUCACGUUCGCCGUCUUCAGCGGGCGCAUCCUCGCGGCGCUGGGUCCCGUGGCGCGGUCGUGGAAGGCCCUCCCCCUCGGCUGGGCGCUCGUGUGGCUGCUCGUGUUCGCGGCGGCGUUCCCGCCCCUGGUGGGCUACAGCAGCGCCGUGACGGUGUCCGGGUUCGUCUACGGGUUCCCGCACGGGUGGCCGUUCGCCGCCACGGCCACCGUGGCGGGGUCGGCGGCCGCGUUCCUGGCCAGCAGGGGGGUGUUUGCGCCGUACGUGCAGAGACUUGUUGGCCGUGACAGGCGGUUCGUCGCGCUCGGGCAGGUACUCCGCCGCGACGGCAUCGGUGUUCUCACCAUGAUACGCUUCUGCCCGUUGCCGUAUAGCCUUAGCAAUGGGUUCCUCGCCACCAUCCCGAGCAUAUCUACCGGGUCGUUUGCCGUGAGCACCGCGCUGUCGACCCCAAAACUCCUCGUCCACGUCUUCAUAGGCAGCCGGCUCGCCCUCCUGGCCGAGGAGGGCGACACCAUGACGGCCGGCGACCGCGCCGUCAACUACGCGGGCAUGCUCCUCGGCGGCCUGGUGGGCCUCGCCGUGGGGCUCGUCAUCUACCGGCGCACCAUGGCCCGGGCCGCCGAGCUCGCCCUCGAGGACGACGACCCCGACGCCGCUGCCGCCGCUGCCGCUCUCGGGUUUACCGGAGAGGAGGGUGAGGAGGAGGAUGAGGAGGAGGGAGGGGGGCGGGAGGAAGGGGCCCGACUGCUGCGUGGCUCGUCCGCUGCCGGGGCUGGGGCUGGGGGACCCGACGCUUCUGAACUCGACGCGGCGGCGCUGAUGGAUGAUGAUGACAUAUCGCUGUGGGAGGCGGAGGGUGUAGAGGGCGGGUAUAGGGAUAGUUGGGAUGAGGAGGAGGCCGUUGGCGGCGGCGGGGCGGUGGAUGGGAGGAAAGGAUAGGAACGAUGUUGUCUUUUGCUUGAAAAGAGACAUGCGUUGGGGAAAGGGGGUUUCGAGGCACUGGCACUUUUUGCAUUGGCGGCGUUCCAGGGAACAGGUUAUAAAUAGAUGGUCAGUGAAUACUUUUCAAGGGCUACCGUCUCGCAAUGAUUGGUUCUGUUGGUUAGGUCAGUACUGCUUGUACUGGGUCGUAUGAUGGAUAACGAAUAGAGAUCAAUUAGACGGCCUAUAACUCGGAAGUUGUUGGGUUCUUGGAGUCAUGGUGAACUCCCCGUUUCCAUUCA